Dermatophagoides pteronyssinus (European house dust mite) is the source of this 1341-nucleotide messenger RNA. Its product is annotated as glutamate receptor U1-like. Gene Ontology annotation, molecular function: ligand-gated monoatomic ion channel activity. Lineage: Eukaryota; Metazoa; Arthropoda; Arachnida; Sarcoptiformes; Pyroglyphidae. The record is from RefSeq and is a predicted model, not a curated record. Gene Ontology annotation, cellular component: membrane.
AUGCGACGAUAAAUUCUUGUGAAGUGAAAAAGAAAUAUGAUUCAAAAUUUGUCGAAUAUAACAUUGAGAAUUGGGUUUACCCAUAAUAUUUUAGCAUCGUUAUUGAGCUAUGAUGAUAGUAUUGAAAAUUAUAAAGUGAUUGAUGGUGAUGAAGCAAGAAUGAUGAUAGAAAUGAGUAAACAUUUUAACUUUUCCAUUCAAUGGAAACAUUCAAAACAAUUUGGUAUAUUGACUGAAAAUAAUACAUGGACUGGAUUGUUUGGUAUGUUUCAACAGAAUGAAAUCGAUUUAGCUAUUGGUGGUAUAUUGCAAACAUAUAAUCGACAAAUGAUUGCUGAUUUUUUAUAUCCACAUUUUAUUGAUAAAUCAACAUUUGCUAUUCAACCAUCGAAUACGAUUGAUUAUAAUUCAGAUUAUGUACGUUUCAACCUGUUGAUCAGACCAUUUACAUUGGAUGUUUGGUUAGCAUUUUUAUUCAUAUUAAUUUUAUUCGGAUUUUUGAAUUUUUUUCUCAAAUUGAUACCGAAUACGAAUAAAAAAAUCAAACAUAAUAUUAUUUGGAUAAAUCUUUGUCUACUUACCGGACAACCAUAUACAUUGAUGAAAUUCACACCGAUUUCUGUUCGAUUAUCUGCAAUAAUAUGGGCAUUCGGAAUAAAAAUCCUAUACAAUUAUUAUCAAGGUUCACUUUGUUCAAUUUUGACUAUUCAAGAUGAUAAUAUAAUCGAUACAAUCGAUGAAUUAGCAAUGGCAUCAAAAACCGGCUUGGUUUUACCAAUGUUGGUUAGCCAUUCAAGCAGUGCUUUAAUCUUAUCGGAAUCGCAAAUACAAUCAUAUAAAACAAUUUAUAAAAAUUCAAUAUCGAUAGCAGAUCGUUCAGACGGUUAUGAAUUGAUGAAUCACCAAAAACAGUUGCCAAAAUCAAAUAGAAAAAUUUAUGUUUUUAUUGGACCUCGACAAAAACUGGAAUUCUAUCGUCUUUACUAUGCUGAUCAACCAUUAUUCAUACCGCCAAUAUUGGAUCAAUCAAUAUUCAAUAUGGUCUUUUAUUCCAUACCAGUUCGUAAAGGAUUUGAUGUUUUUCAUGAAUUUUUCAAUGAAUAUAUUUGUCGAAUAAAACAUAGCGGUAUUCAUGAACAUUGGAAAUUAAUGGCCUUAAUAAAUGCCGUGAUGAAUGCUCGAUCCAAAUGGAAUAACAAUGAUGAUGAUAAUCUUGAUCAACAAUUCUCAUUGAAUCAACUAAACAGUAUAUUCUAUUCAUAUUUAAUUCUAUUGAUAAUCGCUAUCAUUGCGUUCAUGAUCGAAUUGAUUAAUCAAUUUCUCUUAUCAAUCGAAACAAAA